UAGCGUUGAAUACGUUGUUUGGCGGAAUGCGGGUGGGAAUAAGAAAGUCUCAGCACAGGAUGGCUGUUCAACUCCUUUUUAAUAAUGAGAUUAAUUCGUAGAAAGAUAGCGAUAAUUGUUGUUUUGGCGUAUGUUGUUUUUUCAUUAUACGCUGCAUACAAUGUGUUUUUCAAUAAGAAGGUUAUUAGUCGUGUACACAGAGUGGUGAAAAAGGGCUCUGCACCUGCAGAUCAACCCAAAGCUGGAGAGGAAGAAUGGAACCCAUGGGAAGAGGACGAGCAUGCAGACUCCAUCUCGGUACUGCAAAAAAGGAGAGAGGCUUACAGAUCAUAUCAGGAACGCAUUGCAAAGAGCAGGCCCAAAAGAUAUAAAGUUCAAAUCUGGGGAAAAGCAGCUAUAGGACUUUACUUGUGGGAACACAUUUUAGAAGGCCCUUUGAACCCCACUGAUAAAACAGGGCAGUGGAGAGAAGGAGAGAUUCAGUCAGGGAAGAUCAGUUUCAGUUUUUACACAGGCCCAGCAGUGGUGCAGGGUCACAUUCCUCUGGACACAGACAGUGUUGUGUUGGUGUUAAACGGUCGUGAGCAGCAGAAGAUCUCCUACUCAAUCCAGUGGCUUCAGCAUGUGCAGACUCUUGUGCAGGCUCACACCAUCUCUAAAGUGGCAGUGGUCUUACUGGGCAGUGAGCAGUGCACUAAUGAGUGGAUCAGCCCCUAUCUGAAGAGAUCUGGAGGCUUUGUGGAUCGGCUGUUCCUUGUCUAUGACAGUCCCUGGGUCAACGACAAGGAUGUCUUCCAGUGGCCUCUUGGUGUUGCCACGUAUAGACAUUUCCCAGUUGUAACACCCAAUACGCAGAUGGUAAGCACAGUGAGACCCUACAUCUGCAACUUCCUUGGCACCGUCUAUAAAAACUCUUCUAGAGAAUCUCUCAUGGGCAUCUUGAAGCAGGACGGCUUGGAAAAACAGUGUCUUACAAAUGCUCGAGAGAAGUGGCUUCCUCAGGAGACGGCAGAAACCUCCAGACAGUACCAGAUGGCUCUGGCUCAGAGUGACUUGACCCUGUGCCCGGUUGGCGUAAAUACUGAGUGCUACCGCAUCUACGAAGCCUGUGCCUAUGGCUCUGUUCCCGUGGUAGAGGACGUCCUGAAUCCGGGAGCCUGUGCCAGUGGUCGCAGCUCACCUCUUCGCCUGCUCAAAGAUGCAGGGGCUCCCUUCAUCUUCCUCAAGGAUUGGAAGGAGCUGCCAGCCAUCCUGGAGAAGGAGAGGGUGAUGACGCAGACUGAGAAGACGGAGAGAAGAAUGAGGCUGCUGGAGUGGUACACUGGAUUCCGUCAGCAGAUGAAGGACAAGUUCACAGAAGUCCUGGAGGAGUCCUUCUUUAAACUGAGCUAGAAAGAGACACUGGGUCAUAGUUAGAUUUCAUUGAAACAGUACUAGCUUAAUUUAUGAUUAAACUUUAACUUGUGGUUAAACUUACGAAACUUAUCGUUGUUAGUGAUGCACCAAUCCUGUGUUUUCAAUUUCUAUACAAUAUCAAUAUUAAAGUGCUCGAGUAUUUGCCUGUAGUGAUCAGAUACUGACCAUCCUCACUGUAACUGAGACUCUGCAAGACCUUUCAGGCAUGUGACAAGCAUGAAGACAAUUUGUGUGCUCAUAUCCAUUAUUUGUGUUGUAUUAAUUAACAAUUCUGGCCUAUUAUUCUGCACUACUGGAUAGGUGCAUCCCUGAUCACUGAUUUUCCUCCUUAGUUUCAAACCACUGCUUAUUAAUGGAACCUUUAUUUAUGAAUUGGUGUUAAUGUCUUUGUCUGUGUACUAAUUUCAGUGAACAUUAUCUGUUUUCUGCUGUGCAGUGACAUGUAUUAUAAUGCUUAUUUUUAACAUUUAAAUUGGGUUUUUGUGGUAUUUAUUUAUUUUGUGUUUUGCUCUCACGUUGUGUUUUCUACAAUAAUGCAAACAUUAUUUGACUCAUCUCAGUG
Tachysurus vachellii is the source of this 1978-nucleotide messenger RNA. It is a transcript of the gene rxylt1, whose product is annotated as ribitol xylosyltransferase 1. The record is from RefSeq and is a predicted model, not a curated record. The transcript is spliced from 6 exons. Gene Ontology annotation, biological process: protein O-linked glycosylation via mannose. Lineage: Eukaryota; Metazoa; Chordata; Actinopteri; Siluriformes; Bagridae. Gene Ontology annotation, cellular component: Golgi apparatus. Bases 85 to 1392 code for a protein of 435 amino acids. Gene Ontology annotation, molecular function: ribitol beta-1,4-xylosyltransferase activity.